This is a messenger RNA of Solanum verrucosum, 3697 nucleotides long. RefSeq lists its product as uncharacterized. The record is from RefSeq and is a predicted model, not a curated record. NCBI's taxonomy places the organism in Eukaryota, Viridiplantae, Streptophyta, Magnoliopsida, Solanales, Solanaceae. The transcript is spliced from 4 exons. The coding region runs from base 287 to 3343 and encodes 1018 amino acids.
UUUCUGCUUCUCUCUCUAAAAUCUUCUAAUUCUCUGUUUCUCUCUCUAGAAUCUAUCGAUUUCCGAUUACUGAUUUGGGGUUUAACGGUAAGGGGUUUGGAAAAUCUCAGUUUUUUUGAUCAAGUAUUUCUGUAUUUUUGUUAUCUGAUGAUUUUGUUGAGUUUUGUUUAGUGUAAUUGUACUGUGUUAGAAUCAACGGUAUCUGUUGCAGCAAUCAAUUUGUGCGGACGGAAAAUAGUUGGGGAGAAGACCAGCAGUAUAUACAGUGACAGGAUAUAGUUUGUCAAUGGAGUAUGACAACGAAGAGCAUGGUUUUAUUAGUGUUCCGGCUCCUGAGUUUGGUGCAAUUUUUAUGUCAAAUAUUGCAACAAAGAGAGACUGCUUUAAACAUAAAGUCUUUGGCCUUCCAUCAUCCAUGGGCAAUUUUGUGAAGGAGGUCAAAAAAGGAAUGAUCCUGUUCCUAUUUGAAUAUGAAAGGAGACAACUUUUUGGAGUGUAUCGGGCUAUCUCAGAUGGUGGAAUGAACAUUGUACCCCAUGCAUUUAGUUCUUCUGGGAAGCAGUUUUCUGCGCAGGUUCGAUUUGUGCUGAUUUGGCGUUGUAGUCCACUAUCCGAAGAUGAGUUCCGUGAUGCCAUUAGGGAGAACUACUUUUCAGCAAGGAAGUUCCACUUUGGUCUGUCUGAUGAGCAGGUUCAUAGGCUUCUUAGAUUGUUUAGUUCAAGAAAGUUAAAGAAUAAGUUACCCCCGAGAAAGCUCACAACUGGAGUGGGCAAUGGAAUUGACGAAGACCAUAUAAUGGUGAAUAACAAAUCCUAUACAGCAAGUGGUGGCUUUGAUAUCAAACGUUCUAAUGCUGAUUUAAGGCCUUCCCUGUCAAGAGGAUAUCCAAGUUCAUUCCAUGGAGUAAAAAGAGUCGCCGAUGACAUGUUUUCAAUUGAGCAUAGAGAGAAGGAUGAAGAUAUAGUUGAUUCUGCCGAACAUCUCUACUAUAAUGAUAAGAAGAGAAGAAUAGGUUAUGAUGAAGCAUUAUCAAGGGAUAAUGCUGCAGAAGAUAAGCUUCAUGUUCACUCCCCCACUGAAGAAUUAGGAUUUUCUGGAGAUGAUGAGUGGUCUUUGAAUGGCAGGGUAAAGAGGAAAUAUAAAAUCAACAUGAAUUGUACUCCUGCCCUCUCCAACUACAUGGAAGAUUCUGACCUCAGAAGAACAGUUCAUGAUGCAAAUUUAGUGGUAAGAGAUCAGAUAGUGAAGGAAAAUAACAUGGAUAGUAAUUUUGGUCCGGGCAGAUCAAAUGAGCAGAAUGAAAAGCCUUCAGACAAUGCUAGAACUAGACUUUGUACUCAUUAUGCAGGUUUUUUAAGGAACAAUCAUGUGGAUAAAGCACAUAUCAUGGAUAAUUCUCAUGAGCCUUCCCUUUCUAGGAAGAAUAGAAGUGAUCCCUUUUGGAAUGUUGGAACUGCAAGUGAUGAUUGGCCGAGUUCCUUGGAUGAUAGAGUAGGGGGGAAAAAGAGCCAUUUGGACCCUGAUAUUAAUUCUACAAUUGUGUCUGAGCGCUUUGUGAACUCACCCUACAAGAAAAAAGGAAUGCGUAAAGAUGGUAGAUUAUUCAGAAGAGAGAUAAGCGGAAAUGAAUCUAAGUUUUGUACACGUCUCAUAAGAGAAUUUGAUCAUCAAGAGGCCACUGAUGAUGAUGUAUGCUUCCUUUCUAGGCGUAAAGGAGCAAAUGAAAAAUGUGUUGACAGAUUUCUUAUCCCAACUGCUUCAAAUGGGAACUCCGCCUAUGCCGGAGAUGUAGGUAGACAAAUGGCUGAAGUUGGUAGUUAUCCAAUGGAUGAUUUUGAUGGGUUGGUCCCUGGUACAGAAAACUUUCAGAGGCCUCUCGCCGGGGCUGAUUGCACUGUGUACUCUCCAAUGAAGAAAAGAACCUCAGGGUACUCCACCAAGUUUCUUGCUGGAACAGAAUUUCCUCAGUCAACAGAAGGACAAAAUUUUGGUCCCUCUUGCUCUAAAUUCCAUGAUGCAACAAUUACAAGAGUCAUGCCAUAUAAGGAUGAGCUACCCAAUUCUUGUUAUGGACAUACUGAGACAUACGAAGUUGAACAGGGUUCAAACUUUGUGCGAGGGCCACCUUCUUCCAAUGUGUAUAGAGAGAAUAACUUUGCAUCAUCUAAAGGUAUAUCUUCUCCAUAUUCCCAUCCUGAAUUUACAACGAGGGGCCUGGAAUCAGUUUCUGAAGGUGGAAAAAUGGUUCUGCUUUCGCACGAUGGGUUCAGCAAUCCACCUUUAAAUGUUGGAAUUUCUGAGUUGGUGGAACCAAAUAGGUCUGGUUCUUUUGGUUACAGAACUGCUUCCAUUCCAAGGGCAUCUAUUGCUCCACAGUUAACUAGGGAUGAUAUUAAUGAGGGUGAAACUUGGAGAUUUUCAUCUCAAGCUGCCCUUGGUUCAAUUGCUAGAAAUUCCUUUUCUGGUAAUUAUCAAUGUGCUGAUGAGGAGAUAGGUGAUGGGCAUGUUAUAUGGCAAGGGAGUGAUGCAACUCAUGUUGGAAGAAUAUCUCGCUCUCCUAACACUAGUUGGUUACUCCAAGGAAAUGUUUUGACAAAUCUUGACAACGCCUACAGACCUGGAGCUGACAUAGUUAAUGAUGAAUACGAGAACAACAGAUUAACACAAGUUCAUUCUGAUUCCAGAAAUUCCAGAAAAAGUGUUUUUAGUCGCUUAUCUUUGGCUCCUAAAGUACAUAAGCUAAGAGAACACAAAUUUGAUUAUAGUAUGAGCUUUGAAGAGCAUUAUAUGGAUACAACAGUUGAUGAAAUCAUGGACUUGUUAUACGAGGAUCAGAAAAUUGUACCAAAAAAGCCAUUGAAUCGUAAACCAUUUAUUCGAAAAGUUGGAUCUGGUGAAACUGAUAGGUCAGGAAAACAUGCUGCAGUUGUCAAGAAUGAUGCAGAGCAGACUGCUGAUUCAAUGAUGAGAGUUCUCAAAGAAAGUGCAAAUGAAGUUCUUGAAGAAACCAUGAACCAUAUUCUGGCAGAGACCAGAAUGGUGGAUUUCAAGCGCAGGAGGGAGACAAAUCGAGCUUCAGAACAGACUACUGUUAAAUUAAACAAAGAAGAAGAGACAAAUGCUAAUGAAUACACAGUCCUUCAGAAUGCACUAGGAAACAGUUCUCAAACUGCAGUGGCUAAGGUUUCAGCUGAUAAGCCAUUCAAGCGUAGGAAGCUUGUGCGUCCAGCAUUUGAUGAGAACAACUGUAGGAGUGUUUUGAAUCACCAACUUCCUUGUCAGACACUUGCCACGGCUAAAACAGGGAACUCAGAUUCGAUCGAGUUUCAGCCCGCUCUCUAAUAAUUAAACUAUCUAGGUGAACAACGAAAUGAUCACUCCAUAGUCAUCAAGUUCUCCAACAUGCUUACUCAAGAGGCGGUUUGCAUAGACUGAAGCUUGGUAUAUGAUGAUGACGAGGCUGAACGAAGGCAGCGCCAUGAUUGUAUACUAAAAUCAUGUAGCAUACGACUGUUUUCAGAUCUUAUGUCGAUCUGCACCUCAAGUUUUGUGGAAGUUGGAUUUUGUUAUGCAAAUGAACAAAUUCACCCCUUGUGUAAAUUUGAUAUUUGCUUCCUUCAUUUUGUUCCGCAUAGUAACAUGUUCUUAUUUUAGUUGAUCUCGUCUUUUAUCCUAUUAAAUCAUUUUCUUCCAAAA